Sitodiplosis mosellana (orange wheat blossom midge) is the source of this 2184-nucleotide messenger RNA. RefSeq lists its product as uncharacterized. The record is from RefSeq and is a predicted model, not a curated record. NCBI's taxonomy places the organism in Eukaryota, Metazoa, Arthropoda, Insecta, Diptera, Cecidomyiidae. Gene Ontology annotation, cellular component: mitochondrial nucleoid. Gene Ontology annotation, molecular function: DNA polymerase processivity factor activity. The coding region runs from base 747 to 1976 and encodes 409 amino acids. The transcript has 2 exons. Gene Ontology annotation, biological process: transcription elongation by mitochondrial RNA polymerase; mitochondrial transcription.
AGUCAACAACAAUGGCAGCCACUAGCAAUCAAAACUUUUCCAUAUGUGGAGACCUUUUUCGCGUACUUUUUCUUCCUUCUAAUAUUCCAUUUAGAUAAUAAGUAUCAUUGCUUUGGCUAAACCGAAGAAUAAAAACCAUUCAAGUACAAUGCUAUUCCGGAUAUAUGAAUUACGACGCCGUACUUUCGGGUUUUCAUCAUUGAAAUAUGUUCGCAAUGUUAACAGCUGACGUGUAUGGUUGAUGCAAAAUUCUUUCUUCCACAGAUUACUCAUAUUUCUACCGGGUUUAGUUCGAGUUUCUUUAUUUUUUCAGACUUUUCAACGUACUUGUCAGAUAUUUUUCUGAAGAAACAAAAAUUCGAAACAAUCGAUCUUAGAUGGAAAGAGAACAAAAAUGGGAGUUUCGGUUACUUCAUAGCCUUCUGCAAAUUUUAAACUUAGAUUAAUUAAAUUCAUAUUUUUAAAUUGAAAAAAAAAUUACAUUGGGAAUUUUUGUCAUAAUCAGACAUAGCUGUUGGUGAUACGCUAAGAUGGAUCCAUUUGGUCAUACAGAUUUAUAUCCAUCAUGAAUGUAUACAUUCAAAGUUCAAAAUAAAAAGUUCUCCAAAUUUGGAAAUGUUCUCUCUACAAAACAUAUUACGAUUUGAAUGUCAAACGAAAAGUCAAAUAUAAAACAUUGACAUGUGCUACAAUUUGAAAACAAUAUAAACCCUGUGUUAGACCGAUUUUAAAACAAUAGCUCAUCAAUGCUAAUAAAAUUUUUAAAUAUAUCGAAAAGCCUGUCACGGCCGAUUUCUUUCAGUUUUAUUCGAGUUUAUUGCCGAUAUUCCAAUGAAAAUGAAGUAAACUCACCGAAAACAGCUGAUGGCCAUGAAUCAAAACUGAUACGAGUGCUCAACAAUUGUAAUAACUGGAAUUCGUUGAAGCCAGUCUUAACGGAGAAGAAGUUUAACUUGAUUCAGAAGUUUAAGAUUGAAAAUGGCGGCUCCAUCACGAAAUUUGAUGAAAUUCUGCAAAUAAAAGGGAUUAGUGUGAAAACAGUUGAUGAUCUUCGUCGAUUCUGUGAAUCACAAAUACAGGAAAAUCCAAAAAAUGCCAGCAGUACAGAUAUCCCAUCAAGUAGUGCAGAUAUUCCAUUAAUUCAUGAGCACGCAGACAUUCAGCCACAUAGUUUCGUUAAUAAUGAUAGCAGCUUCAUAUUUUAUGAUGAAGGUGUGCCACCCAUUGAUUUAUAUCCAACAGCAACAAAGUCAACACAGUUGAUUUCAAACCCAGACAAUUCAACGAAGAAGUGGAAAUCGUUGAAAUUAAUCCUAGAGCCUCGAUUAACCAAAUAUUCCUCGAUUCGUUCAUUUACGUCAAUAUAUCAAGACGCUACCGGAGUGACUUGCACUGAAUUUUCGCCAAUCAAAGGUGAAUGGGACAAUGGUGUUGAGAUCAAUUCAUGGGAUCAUCAUCGAGUGGAUUCAGUCGGAGUUAAGCAUGUCUUUCAAUUGUGCGAUCAAUUGUCACAAGUUGUUGAGAAAUUGCCAGUCAGUGAUAUUUACAUUAUGGACGAUCACAUUAAAUUACAACAUUUUCGAAAAGCAGUUACACCAAAACGGCUUGCCGAAAUUAUACAAAUGAGCCAACAAUUCGCUAUUCUAGUUACACUGCUACAAAAUCGAAAGAACUCUCAUGACUGCACGGAGUUAACACAAUCGAACGUCUUCUCGAUGAACUACAGCAUUGUGGCACGAUUGUAUGACCUGUUCGUGGGACGAGAACCGAUCGCAACUGAAAACAUUAUCAGAAACCUUUUGUAUAAUUCAAACAAAAGCCCAGAACAAAGCCCUGAUUUAUUGGCAAUUGAAUUGGAUGAUAAUACGAAGAAGAUAUUUUUAAAAUCGUAUCCAGUAGAUCGCGAAUGUUUAGGUAAAUCAAUGCUGAUGGGUUUAACAUUUAUCCGAUUAGGAUUACUUAAGACAAAUAAAUAGUGAUUCAGAACACCUAAAGUAUGAAACGAUUUCAUAAAUAAAAAAGCAGACAGGUUUCGUAGACAACUUCAGUUCGUUUUACUCCCAAAACAAACAUACGCAAAUUGCGAGACUCAUUCAUUUUCAUUAAUGUUAAGUGCAAAUGUUUUAUUUUUGUGAUAAAUACAUAAAACCGAAUUGAUUUUCUAAAUUGGGAAAAAAAAGAAAA